UUAGCGGCGCUCGGACACUGCGGCCAGUUUUGUGUCUGGGCGAGUUGUGGAGACGUGCGGCGCUCGAGGGAAGCGCAUCUCCCUUUUCCUCUGUGAAUUUUCUCUACGUCUGUAAAUAUACUGCUAACGGGUGAAGGAGAACAAAGGAAGAGGCGCUGCGCGAUUGGAUUACUUUCAGAGGAGACGGAUGAUGACUAUGCGGCGAUGAUCGUGCGGAAUUGAUCUCCGCCGAACCGAACGUAGUCUAGUAAUAUAUUAUAAUAUAUGUAGUGUGAUUAUAUUUAUUCAGCCGUUCCCCUGUUUGGGCAGCUCUUUGCCGACCGGGUCCAACAGCCGUGGGAACCGCGGUGUCGCGGCUCAGCAGGAAGGAUGGAUCAGGCGGCGAUCCUGAGGAAGUUCGUCCUGGGGGUUGAAGCCAUGCGAGCCGGUGACCAGAGAGGAGAGGACAACUUCGGCAGCGACUUCAUGAAACUGCGAAGACUGUCGACCAAGUACAGAACGGAGAAGAUUUACCCCACAAAUGCUGGAGAGAAAGAGGAGAAUGUGAAGAAGAAUCGAUACAAAGACAUCCUGCCCUUUGACCACAGUCGUGUUAAGCUGUCGUUGAAGACAUCCAGUCAAGACGCUGACUACGUCAACGCGAACUUCAUUAAGGGAACGCGGAAGCCCGAGGCCUACAUCGCCACGCAGGGGCCCUUACCCAACACCGUCAUCGACUUCUGGAGGAUGAACUGGGAAUACGGCGUUAAAGUCAUUGUAAUGGCUUGCCGAGAGUUUGAGAUGGGAAGGAAAAAAUGCGAGCGGUAUUUCCCACUGUUGGGUGAGGACCCCUCGUCCUUUGGACCGUUCAGAAUCUCCUGUGAAUCGGAGCAAUCUAGGCCCGACUACUUCAUCCGAACUCUGAGCGUGGAAUAUCAGAAUGAAACUCGCCGGGUAACGCAGUUCCACUACAUGAACUGGCCCGACCACGACGUCCCGUCCUCCUUUGACUCCAUACUGGACAUGAUCGGCAUGGUGAGGGAGCAGCAGGACCAUGAGGAUGUGCCCAUCUGUGUCCACUGCAGUGCUGGCUGUGGUCGGACAGGAGCAAUCUGUGCCAUUGAUUACACUUGGAACCUCCUGAAGGCUGGGAAAAUCCCGGAAGACUUCGAUGUGUUCCAGCUCAUUCAGGAGAUGAGGACCCAGAGGCACUCUGCUGUUCAGACCAAGGAGCAGUACGAGCUCGUCCACAGGGCCAUCGCCCAGCUCUUCGAGCAGCAGCUGCAGCUCCUCCAAAGUCCCAGUGAUGCAGAGAUCCCCGACGGCAUGGAUGAAGGCAGUCCUGAGAAAAUUACCCUGACCUCAGAUGAAGAGCGAUUGGACACCCCUCCCCCCAAACCACCACGUGUCCGCGGUCCUGGCUGCCAGGUGGAAGGCGACGUGAAGGAGGAGAUCCUGCAGCCCCCGGAGCCGCGGCCCGUCCCCCCCAUCCUCACCCCUUCUCCACCCUCUGCCUUCCCCACCGUCACCAAUGUGCGCCAGGACAAUGACCGCUACCACCCCAAACCCGUGCUGCACGUCAUGGUGUCCUCAGCCCAGAGCCCUGACUUGAAUGAGAACUACAGCAAGGUCCUGGCGGGUGGGGACGGUGCCGCUGAGGUGGCGGAGCGUGGGCGGAGCUCGGAGAUUCUCAACACGCUUCGCAAGGAGGAGCCUCGCAACAUCGAGGGCAACGGGGUAUCGUCCCGAGGACAAGCCACAAAAGUCGCGGCUGCGGCCGCGUCCCCGUCCCUCGUCCCGGAACCGGACUUGCGACCUGAGGGGGACCCAGAGGCGCCGCCCCGGCCGAAUCACCUCCCGCUUCGCGAGAAGGGCCAGGCCGCCUGGGGGGCCCCGCCCCUCAGGACCGCACUCUGCUUCACCAACCCGUUGCACUUACACAGUUCGGACUCUGAGGGCGAGGUCACGGGGGGCGACUCCUCUUCGUCUUCCUCCUCCUCCUCGAUCUCCACCUCCACCUGCAGGGCCACGGAUCGAGCGGGUGUCUCCACUGCAAGUACCACUGUGUCUAUGGCCUCGCUUGGGGGUUACCCUCCGCCUAGGAAGGUGACCCCCAUGUCCAUUGCCGGCCAGACCCUCACUACGGAGCUGCCAGCGAAUGACUCCUGUCCAAAGAUCUCCAGGUCCGCGGGUUCGGCGGAGUGGGGCGUUAGCGCCGUAGACAGGCUUGGUGCAGUAACGCCACCCUCUCAGAGCUGCAGAGCCCAGAAGUUGGCAGGAAACGAUGAGCCAGUGGGAGGGGAGGACGGAAGGAUGGCCGGCACAGCGGCGGACACGAGCACCACCAGCCCGGGCCGAGGCAGCAAUGCAGUUAACGCUUUGCCUCCAGGCAAAGACACGGGCUCUGGCAUUCGCUGUGCAAAACCCAAAGGUCCUCGACAGCCCCCUGCAGAAUGGACAUGAUGGCUGUAGCUCCUUCCACCUCAGCACCUCUCCACAAGUGCCACUGUUUAUGGAGGAGCAGACUGCCUCCCCCCUCUUUCAGACAUGGCCUGCUGUUCCUCACUAACCAACACCAUCUCAAGCUGCGUAGAGCAUAUCCACAAUGCCAUGGUACAUAUCCUGCUGACUACCAGGGCUUCUGUACUGGUGCUAAAUCCAGAUGUCACUGGGACCACAAACCUGCCUUAUUCGCUCCCAGUCAGAGGACCACAGGUGGACACUUUGGUUCUAGUGAGAGAUUUCUCCCGUUGCAGUACUCUUAGCCUCGAUAUUUUCAUACACUGUAAGGUUUAUUUGUAGGGACAGUGGACUGCUGCUUUUUUGCUAACUUCUGGGUAGCUCUAUAUGCAUUGUUUUAUAACUGUACAGGGCAGGUAAUGAUAUAAUUUGACAGAUUUAACUGUUGGUAAGUAUUUUCACUAACAGGAUGUAAAAACUUUCUGCAUGAUUAGAAGCCCUUUGUGUCUCUCACUGCACAUGAUUUGCCCUCCUUUACAGAGUAUUUCAGGGUGUUUUUCCUACAUUUUCUUAAAUGGCUGGACAAUUCUGCAGACGAUAUGGGAACAAGAUUGUAAUUUUUUUUUUUUUGUAAAGUUUAUUGUAAAGGUUAUUUUUCUAUGAUGUUUUGGGGGUUUGCCCAUUCAGCAACCUGUGCCCUGCUGUAUUGCUAGCCUUGGAACUCACCUGUGCCUUUCAGGGAAGCGUGGGAGAGGGUUGUCUGUGGUGUGGUGGCUUACCACACCAGAACCUCACCUCUGGGAGCCCUGCCCUUGACGAACCCUUCGUAUACAGAUGUGUCUGUCGUGUCACGGGAACAAUCAACUUUUGUCAGUAAAACAAAUGUUGG
Messenger RNA from Scleropages formosus (Asian bonytongue), 3328 nucleotides. RefSeq names its product tyrosine-protein phosphatase non-receptor type 12-like. The transcript has 17 exons. NCBI's taxonomy places the organism in Eukaryota, Metazoa, Chordata, Actinopteri, Osteoglossiformes, Osteoglossidae. Gene Ontology annotation, cellular component: cytoplasm; nucleus. The record is from RefSeq and is a predicted model, not a curated record. Gene Ontology annotation, molecular function: non-membrane spanning protein tyrosine phosphatase activity. The coding region runs from base 370 to 2442 and encodes 690 amino acids. Gene Ontology annotation, biological process: protein dephosphorylation.